Molecule: messenger RNA, 2937 nt
Organism: Asterias rubens (European starfish)
Lineage: Eukaryota; Metazoa; Echinodermata; Asteroidea; Forcipulatida; Asteriidae
Product: cyclic AMP-responsive element-binding protein 3-like protein 4
Exons: 9
Coding region: 196-1572 (458 amino acids)
Biological process (GO): regulation of transcription by RNA polymerase II
Cellular component (GO): nucleus
Molecular function (GO): RNA polymerase II cis-regulatory region sequence-specific DNA binding; DNA-binding transcription factor activity, RNA polymerase II-specific
Source: RefSeq, a predicted model, not a curated record
UGAUCCAAAAAUAGAAACACAGAUUAGAUCACAUUGUUGCCAAGCUCUACGAAGUAUUUUAUCUCUCCAGAAUUGCCGCAUUUUCCUCGAGUGAAACAAACUUGUCAGCAAAAGCUCCGCACGGACUUAAGGCAAAGGAGGUAUAAUAAUAUCAGGUGACUGGACAAAACAAUAAGACAGUAUACACAGCUCAAGAUGUCAGUGAAGGUAGAAACGCUAAGAGAAAGAAACGAGUCUGGAUCGAGCGACUUGGAUCUUCUCUUCAACCAAACAGAUGGAAUCCUCAUGGAUGACUGCGAUACAUUCAUCAGUUUCAAUAACGAGGCAGAUGCAAUGAGUUCAACCGCCGAUGAUCUGUUUUCAAACCUUCUCAAUGGAGGCUUCGACCUGUCAACAAUUUCCCAGACAGCGUACGACACCCAGGUUGCGUCCCCGGGCAACAGUGACAGCGGUAUCUCAGACAAUGUCAGCUCCCCAUCACAGUACCAAAGUGACAGCCAAUCAGGGGGCAGCCCGCAACACAUCGACGACUUGGACGAGAUGAGCAUGAAAGUGCCAGAUAUGUCGAGCUAUUUGAUUGGUCCAGACACAAUGCUGAUGGAGGAUGCAACUAUUGAGAACUCGGAUCUUGAAUCAAUUGGUUUUGAAUGGGAUCUCAACAAGCUAUCUCCAAGUGAGAGUAAGAAGUCUUCCCUUCCCAUGACCGUCCAAGAUGUGAAAGUCCUCAGUGCCACAAUGUCCACAAGAAGCAUCUCAACUUCAGACUCGAGUUAUCCUACGCUGAGGCUAACUGAUGAAGAGAAGAGGUUACUAGCUGAGAUGAACAUCGAUCUACCAGCAGACAUGCCGCUCACUAAGGAGGAGGAGAGGUCACUCAAGACAGUCAGGCGUAAGAUCCGCAACAAGAUCUCGGCUAUGGACAGCAGGAAGAGGAAGAAGGUUUACGUCGACGGCUUGGAGCAUCGCGUUCAUCUCUGCACAAAACAAAAUCUAGACAUGCAGAAGAAGAUGGCUAAGCUUGAGAAUGAGAACAAGACACUGAUGGAGCAGUUAAAGAAACUACAAUCCCUUGUGACUAAGUCUACAUCGAAAGCAGCUCAGUCCGGCACCUGUGUCAUGGUAUUACUGCUGUCCUUUGCUCUUCUGAUUGCACCAAGCUUCAACCCCUUCACUUCAUCGAAAGACAGCCAGGUGGCUUCUCAAACACCACAAGGAGUUGUAUCACGAACCCUUCUGAAGGCCGACGACACACAAUAUACUGAACAUGGGCCAAUCAACUUGGGUCGUUUCGGAAAGAUACCCAAUCACCAAGCAGGAGAAGCAUUGCCAAAUGAGGAAGUCGUAGCAAAAGACGUGGACAAUGUUAAUGCAGAUUCAGUGGCCACUAUGACGGAGUCUGCACCAGCCAAUGAGGUCGCUCCAUCCACGGAUCAAUCUUUAAACAGCGAUAACGAAGUCGUCGUUAAGGAAGUGAAAGUCAUUAACGUGAACCAGUCGAGGGUGGAUACCGGUGAUAUUGUCCAACAACAUCAGGCUGUGAAAAACACACCCAAGCAUGGAGGGGAAAUUUGAAGCCAGCAAUUUUUUUUAAUGUAAGUGUUUUAUUUUGUAAAAAAUAUUUUCCUUUUUUUAUCAAAAUGGUUUGGGGUGACAAUCUUUCUCUGAUUUGAGGCACUUCUAUGAGGAAAAUGUCAAUUUGGCACCACAGCAAAAUCACAGGUCACCAUGGUAAUUGCUCUGGGCGCUGUGGGUUAUUUCUCUAUUUGGCUUGUAAUGGUAUUGCAUUUUACCAUAUUGCUUUUUACCAUUUACAUACAUUCAACCACCAGAGCAAUGAAUGGCUUGUGUUUAUUGUGUACCAACGUAUUAAUGCUGUUAUGGUUUUUCAUAGAUUAUUUGGAAAUAAUUGGUUUGCAUUAUUUUUGUAUUAGAUAUUUAUUCAGAUGUUCCAAAUUACAGAAAUUUAAAUAGCGCACAAUUCAUGCAUAUCACUAAAAUGGUUUUGACUAAUGGCAGCUUGCAUUAUGGUGCUUUGUUGGGAAUGCAUGUACACAGUUUAGAAUUCUGUGAACAGUUGUCUGCACAUACACAGCCCAAUCACUCAUAUGCCAAGACAGUAUUAAUCGCUACGAGGAACUCGGGCCAGGGAACCAUUUUCAGGAAUAUCCACAUUCUGCAAAUCUCAUUUCUGAUUUGAUAAGAUGUGUCUAUGUGAAUGGAGACAGAUAUAAUAAACAAGAAGUUAAUCGUAGCUGAGGAAACAAUAAAUAAAUAAAAAAAGGCUGUUAAUAUUUUCAGAAAAAACGCAAUCUUUAUUAGAGGUUCUAUUUUACAAAAAUUAAUCCCCUAUCUGGUCACAUGUACAUUUAAUAAUAGACCUGAAUUGUGUUUUUAUAAUGUAAAUAUUAACCCAUUGGAAAAACAAUGAACUAUUAGAAAUUAUGAUCGUCCCGAAGCAAUGGUGACUUUGAGUAUGGUUCCAAUCAGAGUUUUGAAGCAGGUUUUAAACUGAACAGCUUAGGUCUAGACGUUAAAGUUAAGUUAUUAAGUUUUAGGGUCGAAACUCGUGGUCGUUAUCUAUUUUUUUGCAUACUGAUCCUUUGCAAGAGUUUUUUCUUUUUUUCUCAGUGAGUAUUUUUGUGAUAAUUGGGGAGGGGGUCAUUGUGUUUCCAAGACAAAAACAAUUUACCUUUUUUUGAAAACAUUUUUGGGGGGAGGGGAAGUUACUUUACUUUGACCAAAAAAAAUUGUUGGGUCGUUACUUAAAAACUUGUAAUAAAUAUUGAGACUUUAACAACGCGACAGCUGAGGGAUUCAAAUUGUAUAUUGUGUACAAAAAAAAAACUCUACAGUUGAGAUGUGUAGAUUGCUAUAAUAUACCAUAGUAUGGUUAUUAUUUUAUGUAAAAUAAAUGCUCUACUUCAAGGAGAUGUUAAA